This is a messenger RNA of Rhizophagus irregularis DAOM 181602=DAOM 197198, 564 nucleotides long. The record is from RefSeq and is a predicted model, not a curated record. Lineage: Eukaryota; Fungi; Glomeromycota; Glomeromycetes; Glomerales; Glomeraceae.
AUGCAACCUGAAAUAGAUGAGACCGAUUCAUUGAAAAUAUGCAUUGCCAGGCUUGAGGUCAAAAAUGCCGAACUUAGAAAGAAGUUUGCUGAGAUUGAAGCCAGGAAUGCUGAGCUUAAGGCCAGAAUUGCGAAAUUGGAAGAUAAUCAAACGCAGAAUGAAUUAAUAAAAAAUUUAAUACAUAUUAUUGAUAGACUACCUGAAAGUCUUGUAAAGAGAGCGUGUGAGAAACUUUUGCACCAUUCUAAAGAUCCUGUUCCAUUAGAAUCUAUUUUCAGAAAGAAGAAACGUAAAACUAUGGCUCAGGAAAAAGUAUUACGUCCUCAAAGCUGGCCAGAAUGUAAUGUAUCCCCAGCAUUACCGAUUAUACAUGUUGUAGAUAGUGGAGUCCAGACCGAAGAAAUAGCCCAUGAUCAUGAGGAAGAGAAUAAUCGCCGGGUAGUGAAUGAGCUUAAGGUGCUAUCUCAGCAUCUGUUUGAUUAUAAUAAAAGAACUUUUGAGAAAUUCAUGCAAGACAUAGAAAGGGAAUAUAGGGAGCGGGUUACUGCAAAUAAAAGAUUAUGA